Messenger RNA from Bombina bombina (fire-bellied toad), 7968 nucleotides. Its product is annotated as zinc finger protein 862. Gene Ontology annotation, molecular function: protein dimerization activity. Lineage: Eukaryota; Metazoa; Chordata; Amphibia; Anura; Bombinatoridae. The coding region runs from base 312 to 4961 and encodes 1549 amino acids. The record is from RefSeq and is a predicted model, not a curated record. The transcript is spliced from 7 exons. Gene Ontology annotation, biological process: regulation of DNA-templated transcription.
UUGUGAUGUCAUCACUAAGCGUCCAAAAAUAACAUGGGUUCUUUAAUGCUUUAUAGCAGUUGCACCAAGAAAUGAAAAAGCUCCUUGGAGACACCUGAAGGCUAACCCUGCUUCAUAUCUUUACCAGUUGGCUUUAGCCGAUAACUGCAAAACAAUGUGUUUUAUACAAACCUUAUGACCUUGGCUGCAGACUUAAGUCCAGAUCGGUUCUUCUAAAUAAGGCAAAUGGUGGGGUAAAGUUUAACUAUUGAAAAUCAGAAUUAUCUAAGCAAACGGAAUCUCAUCUAAUCGAUUCAUGUCUGAUAAGCAACAUGAAGACCAACUUGAAGAAAUCCUCAGAAAUCUACCCGGCAGAUAAUGAGGAUGAUACCGAGUUUGAUGAUAUUGCAGUUUAUUUUUCUAAAGAGGAGUGGGACAGUUUAGAUGAUGAACAGAAGGAACUUUACAUGGAUGUGAUGAUGGAGAAUUACUGGAACCUCCGGUCUCUGGGACGAGCCAAUGUGAAACCUUUAAUUGUCGCAAAGAUUGAACAGGGGGAAGAGCCAUACGCUGACUGGUGCGAGUGGAUUAAGGAGGAGGAAAUUCCUAUAAAUUAUAUAGAACAAGUCAAUAUGGAGUCUAUAAUUGUCACAGAAAUAGAAGACGAUGUAAAGGAAGAAGAAUUUCCCGUAGAUAUUAGCAGAGAUACUGGACAAAUGAAGCUUGAAGUUGGGAGUUCAGAAGAGGCAAUGCAGAUGAUAUUGACUCGAUGGUUUGCAGUGGAGCCUUCAGUGGGAGGAGGUGCAAUGAACCAAUAUUCACAAAGCGCAAGUGACUUUGCACAGAGUAUAAAGUUGGUACAGGCUUCACCUUCAAUGACGCAGAUGCAAGAAACCAGUAAAGUUUUCAGAGAGGCCUACACUACAGCUGGCCAGACACAAACGCCAGGAAGGCGGAAGUUCAAGGAGGAGUGGUGCAGAGAACUAAGAUGGCUUAAAUAUGACAAGACAACUGGUUUUGUAAAUUGCAAGGUAUGUGUCUCUUUUCCUAACCUUGCAGACCCAAAUUCUAAGCUCGUAAAAGGUUUUACAGGUCCCUUCAAACUGGAGACCUUCAAGAAACAUGGAAAAUCGCGCCAUCACUUGUUGGCAUCUGCGAAGGCAAGAGCGGAAACAGUUGCUAUAGAAGAAGAAUUACAAAGCAGCUGUGUCUUUGGACCAAGUAACGUGCUGGUAGAAGUUUCCCCUUCAACAGGUGAAAUGCAAGAAAGAGAGAGAGCACUUGAAGAAUCUCCCAAUUCACCAUGCCAGAGUCAAAUUCCAGGAGGGAGAAAAUUCAGAAAAGAGUGGUGCAGGGAACUCUCAUGGCUCAAAUAUGACCAGGCAUCUGGUAUUGCAAGUUGCAAGAUAUGUGCCAACUUUCCUAAUCUUGCCAAUCAGAAUUCUAAGCUUGUAAAAGGUUGUACAGGACCCUUCAGAUUGGAGACCUUCAAGAUUCACGGUAGCUCUCGCAGUCACCUAACCGCAUCUUCACUUACAGGAGCAGAAGCUUUUGCAACAAACGAAGAACUACAAAGCCAAAGUGACUCUGCACCAAGUAGAGUGUUGGAAGAAGGCUUUUCUUUGUCAAGCCAAAUGCAAGACCCAAGAAGUUACCUAGAAGAAGCCUCACCUUUUAGAAGUCAGAUUCAAGAACUAAGAAAAGUGCUGGAAGAAGCCUCCAUUUCACAGGGCCAGAUUCAGGAACUGAGAAGAGUGCUGGAAGAAGAUUCUUCAACAAACAAGGUGGAAGAACAAAGCAGAUUACUGCAAGACGCCACCCCUUCAACGAGCCUGAUGGAAGUACCCAGAAGAGUGCAUGAAGAACAAAUAGGAGUUCCUGAAGAAGACUUUUUUUUAACAAACCAGCAAGAAGAGCCAAAAAGAGUGCUUGAAGAAGCUUCUUCAACAAGUAAUAUACAACCAGGAAGGAGGAAAUUUAGAGAAUCAUGGUGCCAUGAACUUAAGUGGCUCAAAUAUGAUCGAUCUUCCAAUACUGCAAGCUGUGAAAUAUGUCAUUCAUCUCCUAGUACUGUAGAUCAGAAUAACAUGACUGUAAAAUGUUUUGCACAGCCCUUCAAACUGGAGAAGUUUAAGAAACAUGCCAGAUCACGUAAUCACUUACUUGCAUCCUCAAGGGAAGGAGUACAUUUUGCACUGACUGAAACCCCACAGAGCGAAAGUGACUUUGCAGUAAGAGUAAUCCUGAAUGAAAUAUUUUCUUCAGCAAAUCUGGUGCAGGACCCAAUAAAUGUACUGAAACAACUAUCCCUUUCAACCGACCAGAUUAAAGAACCAAUAAGUGUGCUGGAAGAAGCCUCCUCUUUAAAAAAUCAUGUGGAAGGACUAAAAAGUGUACUGGAUUGCCUCCCUUCAUCAAACCAGAUGGAAGGACCCAGGAGUGUAGUAGACAGAGUCUUCCCUUGGACAAGCCAGAUGGAAGGAACCAGAAGAAUAAUAGACGGAGUCACCCCAUGGGCAAGCCAGAUGGAAGGAACCAGAAGAAUAAUAGACGGAGUCACCCCAUGGGCAAGCCAGAUGGAAGGAACCAGAAGAAUAAUAGACGGAGUCACCCCAUGGGCAAGCCAGAUGGAAGGAACAAGAAGUGUAGUAGAUGGGGUCUCCCCUUGCACAAGCCAGAUGGAAGGAACAAGAAGUGUAGUAGAUUGGGUCUCCCCUUGCACAAGCCAGAUGGAAGAAUCAGGGAGUUUGUCAGAAGAAGCUUCUUCUUCAACAAACAUGGUGGGAGUGCUAAGGAUAGUAGAAGGAGAAGGAUCCACUUUAAAGCUUGAGAUGAGAGAACCAAGAGGAAAGCCAGGAGAAGCCUCCCCUUCUAAAAUUCAGACAAAAGCAAGAAGCUUCCCAGAAGAGGCAUCCAUAUCAAUAAACCAGAUGAGUGACCCAAAAAGAGUGCCAGAAGAUGCUUUUGCUUUAACAAGUCAGUUAGCACUGACACCAACCAUCAUUUUACAAUCCCGUAUACAAUCACCGGGAAGGAGGAAAUUCAAGGAAGAAUGGUGCAGGGAACUUACGUGGCUGAAAUAUGACAAGAUGUCAGGUGUUGCAGUUUGUGAGAUUUGUGCUUCUGUGCCUAACGAUGCUAAUCAGAAUUCUAAAGCGGUAAAAGCUUUUACAGAACCUUUCAGACUGGCUACAUUUAAAAAACAUGGCAAAUCGCACUAUCACCUGAACUGUGCUAGAGAAAAAAAUAUAUUAUUACCUCCGCAGUUGGCGCUAUAUGUGAAAACAAUGGAUGAAGAUAUGACCAGCCAAUUUAAAACUCUCUUUAACGUAGCCUAUUACAUUGCGAAAAACAAUAAACCAUUUACAGAUUUUGAUGGCUUACUGGAGUUAAGUGGAAAACUAGGGGCUACUUUAAAAGAAGGAUACGCAAACGACAAAAGAUGCAAAGAUUUCAUCUCCAGUAUUGCAAAAGUUAUCCGAAACGAAGUAACUUGUGAGCUUAAACGUGCUGUAUAUGUGAGUUUGAUUCUAGAUAGAUCAACUGACAAAGUGGGUGUUGAAGAAUUGGUUUUGUAUGUGAGAUACAUAAAAAACAAUGGUAUUAAAGAAGCAUUUUUGUCUGUGCUUCCCCUCAACAGUGCAUCUACAGAUGACCAUUUAGAUGCUAUCACAAAAGAACUACAAUUACGGGGCCUUUCUGAAUGGCUUACUUCGAGCCAGCUGAUUGGAAUUGCAACGGAUGGUGCAGAAAGCAUGCUUGAAGAUGAGAACGGACUAGUUCAGAAAUUAAAGCAAAAUCUACACCAUAUAAUUCAUGUGUGUUGUGUUUCUGCCAGGUUAAAUAUUAUCUUGCGAAGUUCUGUACAGAAUUCCAAGUCUAUCGAAGAUCUUGAUUCUGUUCUUAAAAAAAUAUACUCAUUUUAUCAGUGUUCACCAAAGAGAAUGAGACAGCUGAAACAAGUAGCUACAAGCCUUCAGCACAAAAUACAAAAAUUCCAAUACUUGCGCAGUUUAAGAUGGGUAGUCGGUAAAGUGGAUGGACUCUCAGCACUUGCAAAUGAUUGGAAAUGUGUUGUUGUACAUCUAGAAAGCGUUGUAGUAGUUGACGAUGGUGCUUCUUCUGUAGCCAGUGACUUGCUGAAAAAAAUGACCAAUUUCAAAUUUGUCCAAAUGCUUCAUUUUCUUUUGGAUUAUCUUGGAAUCAUCAAAAACCUCUCUCUUUUAUUUCAAAGGGAAGGACUCUUUCUAAGCUCCGUUCAGUUGCAUAUAAAAAACACCAUAGCCUCUCUUCAGUCCCUUAAGGAUACUCCAGGAGAACAUGAAGAGAAGUUAAUUUCCAAGACCUCUACAAGCGGGCAAUAUCAGGAUGUACAAUUAGUUGGGUUAAGCAACACUGCACAUACUUUUAUUCAAUCAGAAAAAGAGAAACUGAUACAGUCUGCAGUCCAGAACUUUGAAGAACAAUUUUUGAACCAAACAGAAGUAGAAAAAUGUAUUUCUGUUUUUGAUACGGCUGCUUGGCCUACGGAAAACUCUCUAGCGGAGUAUGGCGUAAGUGAAAUAACAACAUUAGCGCAACAUUUUCAGAAACAGAUUUCACCACUAGACAUGCAUGAAAAAUGUUUAACGGCUCUUCGCAAUGAGUGGAAAGAGUUUAAAGACCUUGGAAAGGGAAAGAAACCAAGCGAACUUCUAGAUUUUGCGCGGUCUAAUAUUGAAAGGUUUCCAAAUUUAGGAAAUUUGCUAUCCAUAGUGUCUGUCCUGCCAGUGUCAACAGUGUGUUGUGAGAAAGGUAUAAGCCUUAUAAAUCUUGUAAAAAGCAAGCUACGAGCAUCAAUGCAAGAUGAAAGUUUAAGUGACUUGUUGACAAUUAAUAUGAAUGGACCGCCCAUAAAAGAUUUUGAUCCAUCGAAAUCUGUCAACCAAUGGUAUUUCAAUGCCAGAAGACACGUGCAUGGUCACAAACGAUCAAAGUGUUAAUUGUACAUAACAAUUCACUUGUAUUUCUGCUGUACAUGUUGUUUUUCUUUAACCCUUUUAAGUGGACACUAAAUUCAUUUCAUUCACCUCCCACUAAUCAUAGGUGCUGCCAUUUUGUAAACUAGGUUACACUGCAGGUAUAUGAAGGAGAAUUACUGCACAUGUGCAAACAGGUCAGCACUGGAAUGUAGUGAAAGAUACAUUUCAGCAUGGCCGCACCCAUGACUAGAGGGAGGCGGGGAAUAACCUCGAUACUAUAAUUGUAGAUUGCUGUUAUUAAACUGAAAACGAGUUUUUUGAUUGUGAUAUAUAUAUAUGCAAAAAAUAUUGUUUAUAUUGUUACUAUAAAUAUUGUUUAUAUUUCCUGUAAAAUAAGACUAAAGUUGAAUUAUUUUUUUUAAGGGGGGGUGAAGAUACAGUUAUAACAGUGCUAAAACUUUUUUUUAGUAAGUUUUUAUUUUCUUUACUCUUAUCUAUUAAAGCAUUCAUAAAGCUACCUGGUAAUGUUGAUACACAGUGGGUAUUGAAAAGAAUCACCCCCCCCCCCCUUGAAAAUAAUCAUAUUGUGUUGCUUUGCAGCCUGAAAUAAAGACAGACACCGUUUUUGUUUAUCCAGUUGUAAUUACUCAGUGCAACUUAUAACAUCCAAGUGAAAGAUAUAACACCAACAUGUCAGGCAAAAAAAAAAGAUAAUCACUGAGUUGGAAACAGGAUCAUCCCCUCCUAAAAUUACUUGUAAACUCAAUCAGGUGUAGCCAAUCACCUUCUCAACGGUGCACACACAAAGCCAUUUGACCUUCAACGUGUAAUGUGUGGGCAUAUUGAUUAGCUUAGCAGUAUAAAAUCUUUCCUGGAGCAUCUUGGUCCCUGGUAGUGCAACUGAAGCAAACAAUCAACAAUGGGUGGCAAGGCACUGUCAAAAGAUCUCCAGGAUAAAGUUGUGGAUAGGCACAAGUAAGGAGAUGGAUACAAGAAAAUAUCAAAGGCUUUAUCAAUGCCUAGAAGCACAGUAAAGUCUAUUAUUAAGACGUGGAAGGUAUUUUGUACAACACAGACCCUCUCUGGAUUAGGACGUCAAUCAAAACUGGAUGAAAGGGCCAGGUCAGAGAGGCUACCAAGAGGCCCACAGCAACUCUGAAGCAGUUGCAGGAAUUUAUGACAAAGAGUGGUCAUUGUGUGCAUGUGACAACAAUAUCACAAAUUCUCCACAAAUGUGGCUUGUAUGGGAAGGUUGCAAGAAAAAAAACACUCCUCAAGACAGGCCACAUGCAGUCACGACUAAGCUUUGCCUUAACACACAUAGGAGAUUCUGAGGCCACAUGGUAAAAGGAGUUAUGGUCAGAAGAGACUAAAAUUUAAUUAUUUGGCCUCAACACCAAACGAUAUGUCUGGAGGAAAUCCAAUACAGCUCACCAUCCAAAUAACACCAUACCUACAGUAAAGCAUGGAGGUGGUAAUAUCCUGUUAUGGGGGUGUUUAUCUGCAGCAGGCACUGGAGCACUUGUCAGGAUAGAAGGAAUAAUAGAUGGGGCAAAAUACCAUCACAUUCAUGAGGAAAAUUCUGCUGCCCUCUGCCAGGAACUUGUCAAUGGGAAGAAGGUUUACCUUCCAACAUGACAAUGACCCAAAGCACACAGCGAAAAUGACCACACAGUGGAUGAAAGAGAAAAGGGUGAAUGGCCUAAUCAUAGCACAGACUUUUAACCCCAUUGAAUAUCUGUGACAAGACUUGAAGACUGCAGUCCACAAACGGUCACCAUCAAACGGAACUGGAGCAGUUCUGCAAAGAAGAGUGGGCAAAUAUUAGUUAGUAGAGACAAAUCCCAACAGACUAAAGGCUGUAAUUAAAGCAAACAGUGGUUCAACAAAAUACUGACACAAGGGGGUGAUCCUUUUUCCAACUCAGUGAUUCUGUUUUUAAAUUGUCUUUAUUUUGCCUGACUUGUUGUUAUCUUUUACUUGGAUGUUAUAAGUUGCACUGAGUAAUUACAACCGGAUAAACAAAACUUACGUCUGUCUUUAUUUUGCCUGACUUGUUGUUAUCUUUUACUUGGAUGUUAUAAGUUGCACUGAGUAAUUACAACCGGAUAAACAAAACUUACGUCUGUCUUUAUGUCAGGCUGCAAAGCAACAAAAUGUGAUUCUUUUUAAUACCCACUCUGUUUUUCUAAGGAGACAGACAAUGAAUCCAGUACAUUGCUAGAGGAUUUUUUUAUGUACUGAUAACAAAUAAUAUUGUAGUUGUGAUCUUUACAACAGGUUUUAACCUCCUAAAAGCGUCAUUAAAGGGACAUGAAACUUCAACAUUUCUUUUGUGAUUCAGAUAGAGCAUAUGGUUAAAAAAACAAGUUUCCCAUUUACUAAUAUCUAAUUUGCUUCGUUUUCAUUGUAUUUUUUGUUGAAGAGAUACCUAGGUAGGUAUCUGUAGUUCUAAAUGGCAGGAAGAAAAAGUGUUGCCAUAUAGUGCUCUUGCCAAUGUAUAUCAUUCUUAUAAAACUGAGCCAUAUAGGGCUACGGACACAUGACCGCUACUAAACGUACCACCCUACUUUUCAACAAAGGAUACCACAAGAACAAAGAAAAAUUGGCAAUAGAAAUACAUUUAAAUUAGAAAGUUAUUUAAAAUUACAUUUUCUAUCUGAAUCAUGAAAGAGAUUUUUUUUUUCAUAUCACUUUAACUGCUAAAGAAGUUACAUCUUGAAAAUAGUCCAAACGGACAGUGUACUCAACUUUUUUAUAUCGUUCAAAUGAUAAAGUAUUUCAAACAUGUUAAAUUCUUUUUCUUGUGAAGGAAAUCGUUAUUUCAUUUUAAAAUGAAUACAGUAGUAUCAGUUGUAUACUCCCUGCUUAUUGUCCGUAAAUAUGUCCGUGUACAUCCCAGAACCUUUGUAACGCGCGCACCACCCAACCGAUUUAUUUAACUGACCACCUGGCUAACAUUUUAGCUAAUAUUAUUAAUAACAUUUUUCAAUAUUGCACAAAUUUAUCAUUAAAAAAAUUUGUUAAA